Oncorhynchus nerka (sockeye salmon) is the source of this 3475-nucleotide messenger RNA. RefSeq names its product extended synaptotagmin-2-A-like. Lineage: Eukaryota; Metazoa; Chordata; Actinopteri; Salmoniformes; Salmonidae. Gene Ontology annotation, molecular function: phosphatidylethanolamine binding; phosphatidylcholine binding; calcium ion binding. Bases 368 to 3055 code for a protein of 895 amino acids. The transcript is spliced from 23 exons. Gene Ontology annotation, biological process: lipid transport. The record is from RefSeq and is a predicted model, not a curated record. Gene Ontology annotation, cellular component: extrinsic component of cytoplasmic side of plasma membrane; endoplasmic reticulum membrane.
GAGUGCGUUGAAAGAGUGCGGCUGCUGUAGGUUAUUGCAAGUGGAGGACUACCCGAACUCUGCGCGGUAUGAGGGAAGCAGCGUGAUGUUAUUGAAGAAUGAGACAAGAAAAUUAGGCAAAUGAGAUGGUUGCGCGUAUACUUUAUUGCAGCGUGGAAGAAUAAUCAAUGGCCACUUUUUCCAGGGCAAAAUGGGCUCAGAUGCGGUUGAACUAACGUGAGCGCAAUCUGGGGUUGACUCCGAGAGUCUCUGCGCGCUCUCUGCGCAGGAGGUUUAACAUUGGUGACAGUUUAAUAAAGAAUAGAAGGUUCUGUUGUUGAGGUCUUUACUCCAACAUCCCAUCAAAACUGUGGUUGCAAAGAAACGAAUGUCAAUAGACAGUAUGACGGCUGUACGUAGCGCCCAUGCACAUAAUGGGAGCUCCGCUGGAUCAAAGGAGGAUGGACAAAACACACCGAGCCCGGUUAACACCGGCCCCAAUACAAACGUAUUUCCACCGGCAGACACCGGCGAUGACAAGUCUGGGUCUUCCGUCGGUGAACUAACUCAGACAUGGAUUCAGUUUACAAAGACAUUCGUGCUCAUUUUUCCCAUAUAUGUUUUGGGAUAUUUUGAAUUCAGUUUCAGUUGGCUCUUAAUAGGACUUGUAAUAUUUUUCUGGUGGAGGAGAAACACAGGAUGCAAGAACACCCGACUGUACAGAGCCUUGGCGUUCUUUGAACAGGAGGAGAGAACUGUCAAACAAAGUCUGACAGCUUCUGAUUUGCCAUCAUGGGUCAACUUCCCAGAUGUGGAAAGAGUAGAGUGGCUGAACAAGACUGUGAGACAGAUGUGGCCGUAUAUUUGCCAGUUCAUAGAGAAGCUGUUCCGCGAGACUAUCGAGCCGGCCGUGAAGGGAGCCAACUCCCACCUCAGCACGUUCCGCUUCAGCAAGAUCAACAUGGGGGACAAGCCUUUAAGGAUCAACGGGGUCAAGGUUUACACAGAGAAUGUGGACAAGCGUCAGAUCAUCAUGGACCUACAGAUCAGUUUUGUUGGAAAUACUGAAAUUGAUGUGGACAUCAAAAGAUACUACUGCAAAGCUGGUAUUAAGAGCAUACAGCUCCAUGGAGUGUUGAGAGUAGUCAUGGAGCCGUUGCUAGGUGACAUGCCCCUGAUAGGAGCCUUGUCCCUGUUCUUUCUGAAGAAACCUCUUUUGGACAUCAACUGGACAGGCCUCACCAAUAUACUAGAUAUUCCUGGGCUCAAUGGCUUGUCUGACAGUCUAAUUCAGGACAUGAUCUACAGCUACCUGGUGUCGCCCAACCGCAUCACUAUCCCACUGGUGGGGGAUGUAGAACUUGCUCAGCUACGUUUCCCUAUGCCAAAAGGAGUCCUGAGGAUUCACUUCCUGGAGGCUCAGGACUUGGAAGGGAAGGAUAAAUUCCUGGGUGGCCUGAUCAAGGGGAAGUCUGACCCUUACGGCGUCCUCCAUAUUGGAAACCAGCUCUUCCAGAGCAAGACCGUCAAAGAGAGCCUGCACCCCAAAUGGAACGAAGUUUACGAGGCACUGGUAUAUGAGCACUCAGGCCAACACCUGGAGAUUGAGUUGUUUGAUGAGGACCCAGACAAAGAUGAUUUCCUGGGGAGCCUGAUGAUCGAUAUGAAAGAGCUUCACAAAGAGCAGAAGGUAGAUGAGUGGUUUGACCUGGAAGAAGUCUCCACGGGGAAACUACACAUGAAACUGGAGUGGCUCUCUUUGCUCUCUACCCCUGACAAGAUGGACCAGGUAUUAAGGAGUGUGCGAGCUGACCGCAACCUGGCCAAUGGUGGACUCUCGUCUGCUCUGCUGGUGGUGUACUUGGACUCAGCCAAGAACCUCCUGAGCGACCUGUUUAAUUUCAACCAUGACGUGUUGAAGCAAGCCUCUGUCUUUAAGUCCCGGAAGUCCGGCAAGAAAACGAGCAGUGAACCAAGUCCUUGCGUUCAUUUCACAGUUGGGAACAAAUCAUUUGAGAGUAAGAUCCGCCAUAAAACCAAUGAGCCCAUGUGGGAGGAAGCUUUCUCCUUCCUCAUCCAUAACCCCAGGAGGCAGGAGCUGGAAGUGGAGGUGAAGGACGACAAGCACAAGUGCACCCUGGGUAAUCUUACAGUCCCUUUGAGUGGUCUAUUGGUGGAAGAGGACAUGAUGUUCACUCAGCAAUUUUCCCUGAGGAACUCUGGACCCAGCUCCACACUCAAACUGAAGUUGGCACUCAGGGUUCUGUUUCUGGAGAAGCAGACGCGUGCGUCGGAACAGCCCUCCUCUGUCCAAGUGAGGAAAGCCAGCGUGGUCAACCCCACCGUCCCCUCCCAGAGACUCUCCACAUCGGAGUCACCUCUUCCCCCAGACACCAACCCCCCAACACCACCAAUGGAGGCCGCCACCUACACCCUCCAUCGCAGAGAGGAGCAGAGGGAGGAGCUGUACGCAGGCAGCCCCAUCAGGAGCACCUCCAUCAGGAGCACCUCCAACCUGAACCCCACCAUAUCCAGCUCCCAGAAACACCUGCCCCACAAGGACUCCAUGGCCAGCCUGGCUUCGGACAUCUCCCUGCCCUUCGCCACCCUAGAGCUGCAGCAGAGGCUCAGGCAGCUGCAGAAUGGGUCUGCCCCUAGUCCAUACCCCAUGGGGGAGAUUCAACUGACUGUCCGUCACAGCUCCCAGAGGAACAAGCUCAUCGUGGUGGUGCAUGCCUGUCGAAACCUCAUUGCGUUCGCCAAGGAUGAAUCAGAUCCUUUCAUUCGGAUUUAUCUGCUCCCUGACAAGAGCCGGACAGGCCGGAGGAAGACCGGCAUCAUAAAGAAAACCCUGAACCCUGUGUAUGAUCAAACGUUUGAGUUUAGUGUGUCCAUGGUGGAGCUGCACAGGAGAACUCUGGACAUCGCUGUGAAGAAUGGAGGAAGUAUACUGUCCAAACACAGAGGACUCCUCGGGAAGGUGAUUGUGGAUUUGAGUGGUGAGGAUAUAUCCAAGGGCUGGACGCAAUGGUAUGACCUCACUGAAGAUGGCAGCCGAAAAACGGUCCAGGCAUAGAGAGGGACAUAGGAAGACCUUCACCUCCAUAAUCAUAAACACACAUCCUGCUGUUUCAACCCUAGUGACAUUCAAUUCAAAAAGGCUUUAUAGGCAUGACAAAAAUCUAAUUUUGUAUAUCCAAUUUGACAUUCAUAGAAACACACAUCACUCUGCUUUCAUUUAGUGUUAGCACUUAUCAAAGGGGACAUCAUUUUAAUGUUCUUACUUUUUCCCCCUUUCAUUUGUGUUUUAUAUCAUGUUGACGCAUGCAGAGAUACAACUUGAAGUGUCGCUGUAACGUGCUGUUCCUGCACUAUUGAAAGACAUCAAAGUUUCACAAAAUUGUCCUGAUUUUGGUUAAUGUGUCAUAAAGCACAUUUACUGCCUUGUUUUCUAACUUGUUCAGUGUUUAUACAUGCAUAAAUGGACUAAAUCGUU